This is a messenger RNA of Amaranthus tricolor (Joseph's coat), 1845 nucleotides long. Its product is annotated as metal transporter Nramp7.2-like. The transcript has 11 exons. Gene Ontology annotation, molecular function: manganese ion transmembrane transporter activity; cadmium ion transmembrane transporter activity. The record is from RefSeq and is a predicted model, not a curated record. Gene Ontology annotation, cellular component: membrane. Lineage: Eukaryota; Viridiplantae; Streptophyta; Magnoliopsida; Caryophyllales; Amaranthaceae. Gene Ontology annotation, biological process: metal ion transport. The coding region runs from base 109 to 1728 and encodes 539 amino acids.
AAUAACAUUAAUCAUGAGCCAUAAAUAGAAGUAUAAUUUAAUGGUGACAAAUAUAGUAAGAAAAAUUUAAAAUCAAAGAUAUCAAGAGCAAAAGAAGAAAGUAAAAUUAUGGCAAGUGUUGAGCAGGAAGCAAGAAGGUCUGGAGUAUUAGGGGGUAGUAAUCGAAUUGCAGCCGUUGAUGUUUCUCCAAAUAAUAAUAAUGUGGUUGAUGUUGUUGUUGAUGAUAUUGGUCCGCCUUCUUUUGCACCUAGCAAACGUUUUCAGGAUACUGCUACCAAACAGGAAGCUGGAUGGAAAAAGUUUCUAUCUUUUAUAGGCCCUGGUUUCCUUGUUUCCUUGGCCUAUCUUGAUCCUGGCAAUUUGGAAACUGACUUACAAGCAGGAGCUGAUCACAGAUAUGAGCUUUUAUGGGUAAUUCUUAUUGGGCUAAUCUUUGCAUUGAUAAUUCAAUCUCUGGCUGCAAAUCUAGGAGUAUCAACUGGUAAACAUUUAUCAGAGCAUUGCAAAGCAGAAUACCCAAUAAUAGUGAAGUAUUGCUUAUGGGUGCUAGCAGAAGUAGCAGUAAUAGCAGCUGAUAUACCUGAAGUUAUAGGAACUGCCUUUGCUUUGAAUAUUCUUUUUCAUAUUCCUGUUUGGGCUGGUGUUCUUCUUACUGGUUUAAGUACUCUCCUCCUCCUUGGACUUCAGAAAUAUGGGAUAAGGAAGCUGGAAAUGCUGAUAGCAGUAUUAGUACUUAUAAUGGGUGCUUGUUUCUUUGGAGAAAUGAGUUAUGUGAAACCACCAUUAAACGACGUUCUUAAGGGUAUGUUUAUUCCUAAGCUUGGAGGACAGGGCGCCACUGGUGAUGCCAUUGCUCUUCUUGGUGCUCUUGUUAUGCCACACAAUCUGUUUCUGCACUCAGCUCUUGUACUAUCCAGAAAAGUAACCAAGUCCACAAAAGGAAUUAAUGAAGCAUGUAAAUAUUUCUUGUUAGAGAGUGGUUUUGCUUUGUUCAUAGCAUUUUGGAUAAAUGUAGCAAUAAUAUCAGUGUCAGGCACAGUUUGUUCAAGCAAUAAUCUAACAAAAGAAGAGGCAAAUCAAUGCAGUGAUUUAACACUUAAUAAUGCUUCUCUUCUUCUUCAAAAUGUAUUGGGCAGAAAAACUGCCUCUAUUUUUUAUGGUAUUGCACUUUUGGCUUCUGGUCAAAGUUCUACCAUCACCGGGACUUAUGCUGGUCAAUACAUCAUGCAGGGAUUUUUAGACCUUAAAAUGAAAUCAUGGCUAAGGAACUUAAUGACACGUUUGGUUGCUAUCACACCCAGCUUAAUUGUUUCUAUUAUUGGGGGAUCAGCCGCAGCUGGAAAGCUCAUUAUUAUUGCCUCCAUGAUAUUAUCAUUUGAGCUUCCAUUUGCAUUAAUUCCACUCCUCAAGUUUAGUAGUUCUUCCACAAAGAUGGGACCUCACAAGAAUUCCAUGAUUAUAAUCGUGAUCUCAUGGAUUUUAGGACUUGGAAUAAUCGGAAUUAACAUAUAUUACCUAAGCACAGCCUUUGUUGGGUGGCUCGUACACAAUAAUUUGCCUAAAAUAGGCAAUGUGUUCAUCGGAAUCGUGGUGUUUCCAUUAAUGGCAAUAUAUAUUUUAUCGGUUAUUUAUUUAAUGCUUAGAAAAGAUAGGGUUGUUACAUACAUUGACCCUACAAAUGCUAUAAUCAGCAAGGAUUCUAGUCUUCAAGAAAUUACGUUGCCAUAAUACCCAAUAAGCAUAUGGUUUUGUAUUGUAAAAUUCUACUCCCAUUCAUGAGGUUUAAAUUAUGAUGUCAUGUAUCGCUUAUUUUGAAAUGUGAAACAAGUUAUGUAUUACAAUUCA